Molecule: messenger RNA, 1147 nt
Organism: Polychytrium aggregatum
Lineage: Eukaryota; Fungi; Chytridiomycota; Chytridiomycetes; Polychytriales
Product: chromosome segregation protein Spc25-domain-containing protein
Exons: 5
Coding region: 111-1040 (309 amino acids)
Biological process (GO): chromosome segregation
Cellular component (GO): Ndc80 complex
Source: RefSeq, a predicted model, not a curated record
CCGCCAUCAUCCUCGACCAUCGCCAACCUCGACCAUCGCCAACCUUGCUAUCCCGACUAUCCGCCGGCGUGUCCACCGCAUCUCUGCCUGUCUCUGCGACUGCGUCCGUCAUGGCUACCGUCUCCUCCUCCUCGCGCCUCUUCCAGCCCCGGCCGUCGGUCCAGCCCUUUGUCGAUGCAACCAACACCGUCCCUGCCUCGUCCGCCCACAGCAAUCCGCCGCGUACUCCCGGCAAGCAGCUCCGAUCCGCCAUCAUCGGCACAUCAUCGGUCUCGAAUGCUGCCUCCAGCCGCCUCGUUGGCGCCCUCCAGCCACCAUCGUCGGUCGAUCUCGAGUCUGACCUGCAAUCCGUCCUCAACGACACCGUCCAGAUGAGCACCGCCCUGUGUUCGGCCAUCGAGUCGUGGGUCCAGACCAGGAACAAGGAGCAUAUUGAGAAAAAGUCAACGCAUCUGCAAGAGUCUCUCGACAUCAAAGAAACCGCCUCGCAACUCCAGAGUCAGCUUGAAGAAUGCAACACACAAAGGGCCGAUAUAACCCGAAAUAUGGAGCUCGAGAAACGAGACUACGACCGACAGGUCGAGAGCUCCAAGUCUGCACAGAAGCAGCUUGCGACUGCGACCGAGCGCCAGAAAGAAGCUGCCCACAAAAUUGCCCUGCUUAAAUCUAAAAUUGAACAGCAGAAGCUGGCCCUGCGGGAAAUCCGGAAACGAAAGGAGGCCGAGCACCAGAAAUACGAGCCCCAGCUCGAGGCGUACGAAAGCUUUCUCCAUCUCAAGAUACACACCCUUCAGCAGGACCGGAUCUCAUUCGUGUUCACACACAUCAACGAAUCCAACUGGGAUUAUCCGUUUUCGUUUGUCGUGGAUAUCAACGACCGCAUGUUCAGUGUGUCCGAAUGCCAGCCCAACAUCCCGAGCUUGCCCGCAAUCGUCAAGUGGCUCAACGAGACUCGCGACUUUUACGCCUUCCUCAAGGUCAUGCGAAAAGCCUUUGUUGAAUACAACAAGGCUGCGAAUGAUGCCAAGAAGCCCUCGUAAAACAAUCGCCCGCUGUCGGUCUCGAGACACCGAGCCAGGUCUCUUGAAUUGCCAAUAUACGCCAUGACGUGAUUCCCGGAUGGUGCGGACGAGUCAGGCAAAGGGCC